AUGACAGCGUUUUACUGGUACAGGCAAAGUGCUGGAGAUUCUCUGAAAUUAAUACGGAUGCCGCAGAAAACAUCCCAGUAUGAACCUGAACCACCUACCUCACGAUUCAGUGCAACAUACACUGAGAACAGUAGUAAUCUUACAAUUUUCACAACAGUUGAAGAGGAUGAAGGAAUGUAUCACUGUGCUCACAGGGACUGGCAGGAAAUUACCUGGAGUGGGACUUAUUUGUCAAUAAAAGGAAACUCUGAGAGGGAAUCAAGCUACACAGUUGUUCAGCGGCCAACAUUGCCUGAUCCAUCCCAUAAAGCAGACUCAGACACUCUGCAGUGUUCACUCCUCUCUGACUCUGAGAUCCCAACCUGUUCAGCAGAGCCCAGUGUGUUCUGGUUCAGAGCAAGCUCAGUAAAGUCUUUCCCUGAUAUUAUCUACACGGAUGGAAAUGGAUUUGAAAACUGUGAGAAGACAUCUGACUCUCAGAAGAGAUGUGUUUACAAUUUCUCUAAGAACGUCAGCUCCUAUGAUGCUGGGACGUAUUACUGUGCUGUGGCCACAUGUGGACGGAUACUCUUUGGAAAUGGAGCUGAUCUUCAAAUGGAUGAAGCAUUUGAAAUCAAGAUGCUGGUGGUUACAGUUAUCUGCCUGAUAAUUUCUGUGAUUAUUAAUAUAAUUUUCAUCUGUUGCCAAACACAAAGAUGUGCAUAUCAACAAUAUAAAGAAAGAUCUUCACAGAGAGGACAUAACUUUGGCCAGAGAAGGGAUGAUAUAGCUGAAGAUGGACCAGAUCUGAACUACGCUGCGUUACAUUUCUCUGAAGGGAGAGCAUCAAGAGGAAAGAAGAGAACAGAGUUGAUGACUGAAAGUUUGUAUUCACAAGUUAAAGGAUAAUUUUUAAUGUGUGUUUUUGUAACAUGUACAGCACACUUAAACUGCUACAUUUAUUCAUACAUGCAAAUUGUGGAUACAAAUUU
Messenger RNA from Fundulus heteroclitus (mummichog), 971 nucleotides. RefSeq lists its product as uncharacterized. Gene Ontology annotation, biological process: response to bacterium. The transcript has 5 exons. Bases 1 to 888 code for a protein of 295 amino acids. The record is from RefSeq and is a predicted model, not a curated record. NCBI's taxonomy places the organism in Eukaryota, Metazoa, Chordata, Actinopteri, Cyprinodontiformes, Fundulidae.